Epinephelus lanceolatus (giant grouper) is the source of this 2383-nucleotide messenger RNA. It is a transcript of the gene gabrr2a, whose product is annotated as gamma-aminobutyric acid type A receptor subunit rho2a. Gene Ontology annotation, biological process: monoatomic ion transmembrane transport. Lineage: Eukaryota; Metazoa; Chordata; Actinopteri; Perciformes; Serranidae. Gene Ontology annotation, molecular function: extracellular ligand-gated monoatomic ion channel activity; GABA-A receptor activity. The record is from RefSeq and is a predicted model, not a curated record. Gene Ontology annotation, cellular component: membrane.
UCCUCUCUCUCUUUCUCUUUCUCUCUCUCGUGAGGAUAAGUGCAGACCGUGUAUAGCAUCGCACACACAAACACACUCUUCUCCUGCAGCCUCGCGCGGCAGACAGUCUGAUGCCAUGACCGAGGACACAUCCAUUCUCUGCUGAGAACCAUGCGCUGCCGGCUGAGCCCUGCUGGAAUGAACGGACUGAAAGGAGCUUUCAAGAGACUCACCUGUGGAUUUGCGCCGUCAAGAUGCCUUAUUUGACCAAACCUCUGAUUUUACUUCUAUGUCUGGUUAUUACUGGUGAAUGCCGUAAGCACGGCCACCGGGUGCGUAGAUGGACCGGUACCGUGGAAACGCAAAAGCAUGGCACCUCCUUGCCAAAGAAGCCUCCAGAUGUGACAAAGUCUCGGAAAACAAAGACAGAGCAUUUGCUCAAAGUAGACGAUCAUGACUUUACCAUGAGGCCAGCAUUUGGAGGGCCUGCAAUCCCUGUUGGAGUGGACGUUCAGGUGGAGAGCUUGGACAGCAUCUCUGAGGUGGACAUGGACUUCACCAUGACUCUGUAUCUGAGGCACUACUGGAAGGAUGAGCGCCUGUCGUUCACCAGCAGCACCAACAAGAGCAUGACGUUUGAUGGUCGUCUGGUGAAGAAGAUCUGGGUGCCUGAUGUCUUCUUUGUCCACUCAAAGAGGUCCUUCAUCCAUGACACCACCACUGAUAACAUCAUGCUGCGUGUCUUUCCUGAUGGACAUGUCCUCUACAGCUUGAGAGUGACAGUGACAGCAGCCUGUAACAUGGACUUCAGCCGCUUUCCUCUGGAUUCUCAGACCUGCUCACUGGAACUGGAGAGCUAUGCUUACACAGAUGAAGACCUGAUGCUGUACUGGAAAAGCGGUGAUGAGUCUCUUAGCACUGAUGAUCGUAUCUCAUUAUCACAGUUCCUCAUCCAGAAGUUCCACACCACAUCUCGCUUGGCCUUCUACAGCAGUACAGGCUGGUACAAUCGGCUCUACAUCAACUUCACAUUGAGACGCCACAUCUUCUUCUUCCUACUCCAGACGUACUUUCCUGCCACACUCAUGGUGAUGCUUUCAUGGGUGUCGUUCUGGAUCGACCGCCGUGCUGUGCCGGCCAGAGUUUCCCUGGGCAUCACCACAGUGCUGACCAUGUCCACCAUCAUCACUGGAGUGAAUGCGUCCAUGCCCCGUGUGUCCUACAUCAAGGCGGUGGACAUUUACCUUUGGGUCAGCUUCGUCUUUGUCUUUUUGUCUGUGUUGGAGUACGCAGCUGUUAACUACCUGUCCACUGUCCAGGACCGCCGAGAGCGCAAGAUGAGAGAACGGGCACGAUCUCAGUCACUACCCUGCACCUGUGGAAUCUCCCAGACACGAACCAUGACCAUGCUGGAUGGUACCUACAGCGAGGCCGACACCAAUAGCCUAGCCGGCUACACUGAGGAGCCUAUGGUGCCAGAGGAGGAGCAGGAAGAGCUGCACGAGGUUCCAGAGAAACCUGAACACAUGGUGGUCCAUCUGUCGGUGAGCAGUGAGUCCACCACCACCAAGAAGAAGAAGAGCCUGCGUGCCCUCAACAUCAUCCAGAACACCCACGCCAUUGACAAGUACUCCCGGAUGAUUUUCCCUGGUUCGUACAUUUUCUUCAACCUUAUCUACUGGUCCGUCUACUGCUGAGAGACACUCCCGAAUCUGGACUGAGGCCAGGGAGGUUAACACACAGACAGUGUGAAUGCUGCAUCAGAAAGGGACACCAACUCUAAGAAUGCUAUUGUACUGUACGUCUGGUUCUGCAAAGUGCAAGUUCUACAAAAAUUCAGCAUUAAGACUUUGAGAUUGAUUGAGCACUUCUUUUUUUGUGUUUUUUUUUUCCCUCAUGCAGCAAUUUGAAUGUUCAUUAACGCUCUAAACCAUAAACACAGAAAAUAAUCUUUUGAAUGGUGUUUUUAAACUACGGAUGCUAAUUCUCUUUUUCAGCAUCAUUAACUGUCAACUGCUGUUGAAAAGCUCUUUGUCCUCAUUACUGCUGUUCCUGAGAUGAUGCCAGCUUUGGUGGGAGAAAAAGUACAUUUUUGUAUAACAUUGAUAGGUAGGGAUAAGGUAUGCUUUGCGUGUGUAUCAUGCUGUGAGCUACUCAGUUAACGGGUGUCUGUAUUUAUAUUUACUGGCAAUGAUUGUUUAGCUGAAAAUCACCAUGAUUAUACAGUUUUAAGGCCCAUAAACCAUCAGUUAUGACUUGAUUAUAAACAGUAAUGACAGUUUAAUUUUUAGUAUGUCACAAUAACAAAUGUUGACCAUAUUCUUUAAGCCUGUUAUCUCAAAAAAAUGUAUAUUGUUAUUUAAUGUUGAUGAAUAAAUCAGACUGAGAGGGUGCAGCCAUGUAA